This is a messenger RNA of Beta vulgaris subsp. vulgaris (sugar beet), 315 nucleotides long. The record is from the annotation of a RefSeq genome assembly. Lineage: Eukaryota; Viridiplantae; Streptophyta; Magnoliopsida; Caryophyllales; Amaranthaceae.
AUGGAUUCAGGCAAGCAAAUAUCAGACCUAAACCCGACUAGCUUCAGUUGCCUCCCUCGAAAGUCUUACACUCGUUCUUUCACUCAGACUUCCUCCUGCAGUGGUAGUCAUCGGUGCAUAUUGCCUAGAAGCGUAAUCCUCGUGGAUUGGGAGAAGUUUUCGUAUUUAAUAUCUCCACUAGACAUGUCACUCUUCGUAGAACAACGAGACCCACUGAUUUUGAACUUCAAUUUCUCUUUCCGUGGGUACUGGCAGGGAAAGGGUAGUAUACAUAGUAAGUAUGUUGAAUUGGUCCCGCCCCCCCCCUUUUUAUAA